Messenger RNA from Arctia plantaginis, 327 nucleotides. Lineage: Eukaryota; Metazoa; Arthropoda; Insecta; Lepidoptera; Erebidae. The record is from the annotation of a GenBank genome assembly.
AUGUAUCCUAGCGCGCGAGUGCGGCGGCGGCGACGUGCCGGACGCGGUGCCCAUCGCCGUGGGCUGCGCGCUGGGCGGGCUGGUGGUGGUGGUGCUGGUGGCCUACCUCGUGGGACGCAGGCGCUCCGCCGCGCGCGGCUACCUCUCCAUGUAGACUGCAGAUUACAGCCGCUGCGAGUAUCAGCGUACGUAGUCAAUAUAUUUAAAAAAAAAUCCUAUAUAACUAUAGAAGACAGUUAUACAUUGUUUGCGUCGCAAACUGCAUACGUCACCCACGGUUCUACACUGUCUCUGCUCCUGUAUCGUCCAAUAUCAGACAUAAUAUAA